AAGGUAAUAACAUAAAACAAAAUAAAUCAAAAAGGUUUGAAUCCCGACGGAAACCCUCUCUUUGCUGCUUCCCCGACUGCGUAGUAGUAGCUCGAAUCCAAAAUCAAUGGCGAACGACCAAGAGAUGAGUGGUUGGACUGAUCUUCUCCAUUCUUCGUCGAAGCUUCUGGAGCAAGCUGCUCCUUCUUCUCAGUUUCCUCCUCUUCAGAGAAAUUUAGAUCAGUUGGAAGCGUUAUCGAAGAAGCUCAAGGCUAAAACCCUGAGGAACGAAGCUCCUUCUCAGUCUAUUGCUGCCACUAGACUACUCGCACGGGAGGGAAUCAAUGCAGAGCAACUAGCUCGUGAUCUUAAAUCUUUCGAGCUCAAGACAACAUUUGAGGAUGUGUUCCCUGCUGAGGCGACGAGCGUUGAAGAAUACCUGCAACAGGUUCAUGAAAUGGCUAUGGUAUCAGCUAUUCAGGAAGCCCAAAAGGAUAAUGUUCGAAGCUUUAAUGACUACAUGAUGAAAGUGUUGGAGGAGGAUUGGAGAAAAGAAAAACGUGACUUCCUUCAGAGCCUCAGCAGAAUAUCAAUGCUACCUAAAACAAAUAUGAUUGAUACAAGCAGAGAGGCUCAUGCUGGUCAACUAGUGCCGGUGGGUUCGAGUCCUCGAGUAUCCUCAACUCCAGGCAAAGAACUCGUGGCUCUGGCUAACAUACCCAUUCAUGAGAAAAAAGCAUAUGUCUAUGGGGAGGUUGUGAAGAAACUUAACACUUCAAGAGAACGAGGCAUGCCAUUUAGACCUGCUAUGUGUUUUAAGGACGCUUAUGAUACUCUUGGUGCUGAGGUAACUCGUGGAAAAUCAGUCAACAUGCAGAAAAUAUGGCAGCUUGUUCAGGCAAUAACAGGUGAAGAUUCAGCAGUUCGACAGGGUGUUUCGAAGAGGAUGGCCCUCGCGAUAGGUGCAAGACAUCAUUUACAACAUGGGCAUGAGAAAUUUAUAAUGGACACAAUUCAAACUCACCCUACACAGGCUGCUCUUGGUGGAUCUGUUGGAAAUUUGCAAAGAAUUCGUGCUUUCCUUCGGAUUCGUUUGAGAGACUAUGGAGUUUUAGAUUUUGAUUCAACUGAUGCUCGUAGGCAGCCUCCUGUUGAUACUACUUGGCAACAGAUAUAUUUUUGCUUGCGAACUGGGUAUUAUGAGGAGGCUAGGGAAAUUGCUCGGUCAACACGGUCAUCUCAGCAAUUUGCACCACUGCUUACAGAGUGGAUUACCACAGAUGGUAUGGUGGCUGCAGAGUCUGCAGCUAUUGCAUCAGAAGAAUGUGAGAAAAUGCUAAGGAUGGGCGAUCGGUUGGGUCGAACAGCUUAUGACAAGAAAAAACUCCUACUCUACACUAUCAUUUCUGGUUCCCGUAGGCAAAUUGAGCGCAUACUGAGGGAUCUAUCUACACUCUUUAACACAAUUGAAGAUUUCUUAUGGUUCAAAUUGUCAUGCAUAAGAGACGUCACUGGUGGAUCCUCAUCUGUGGUCCUGAAUGAUGGCCUUGCGCCAUACAGUUUGGAUGAUCUUCAGGCUUAUCUCAAUAAAUUUGAGCCUUCAUACUACACAAAGAAUGGAAAAGACCCCUUGGUAUAUCCAUAUGUUUUGCUUCUCAGUGUUCAGUUGCUACCGGCCAUCAUGCACUUAUCCAAAGAAGCAGGAGACGGAGGGUAUAAUAUUGAUGCUGUUCAUAUAGCUAUUUCUUUGGUGGAUCAUUCCGUUUUAUCUGAAGGCUCUGGGACUGGCCACAAACUAAGUGUGAUGGAUUCUAAUGCUGAGGCAUCUAGCAUGAUUAGGCAAUAUGGGUCAAUGUUUUUGCAUCACGGAGAUCUCCAAAUGACGGUAGAGUAUUAUGCACAAGCUGCUGCUACUGUAGGUGGGGGACAAUUAGCUUGGUCUGGAAGAAGUAAUGUGGAUCAACAAAGGCAGAGAAACCUAAUGCUGAAGCAGCUACUGACUGAGAUUCUGCUUCGAGAAAGAGGUAUUUACUUUUUGCUUGGAGCAAGAGGUUCUGGUGAAGAAGGUCAGCUUGGAAGAUUUUUCCCUGAUUCUAGAUUGAGACAACAGUUCUUGGUCGAAGCUGCACAUCAAUGUCAAGAAGCUGGAUUAUAUGACAAAUCCAUAGAGUUACAGAAGAGGGUGGGUGCAUUUUCCGCUGCCUUGGAGACUAUAAACAAGUGUCUAUCCGAAGCCAUCUGUUCUCUUGCCCGUGGAAGGUUGGAUGGUGAAAGUAGAACAUCAGGGCUUAUUCUCGCAGGGAACGAUAUUCUUGAGACUUACAAAUAUUACCCUGAAGUUAGUCUCCAGGAAAGAGAGCGAGUGAUGGAACAAGAAACCAUACUAAGAGAGCUUGAGGCAAUACUAUCGAUCCACAAGUUGGGUAGAUUAGGCAAUCAUCUGGAUGCUUUGAGAGAAAUUGCAAAACUUCCAUUUCUUCAUCUUGAUCCAAGAAUGCCCGAUGCAACCGCUGAUGUGUUCCAGAGCGCAUCUCCUUACUUCCAGACUUGUGUCCCGGACCUGCUCAAAGUUGCUCUAACGUGUCUGGACAAUGUACCUGACACUGAUGGGUCGAUCCGUGCCAUGAGAUCCAAGAUUGCUGGGUUUCUUGCAAGCAACACGCACCGGAACUGGCCUCGUGACUUGUACGAGAAGGUGGCUCGAAGCUUUUGAGUAUUUUUGGGCUUAUCGUCAAGUCAAGUUCUCGAAUCUAGUGAUUCUGUUGACUUUUUGACGAUUCAUCUCUGGCGCAUAAAAAUGGGAUACAUUAAUAUACAAAUUUCAUGCAGCUUUUUAUUAGGCCGGACACAAUAUCUAGGUGCCAUAUGUAAUAUUGCAGAUAUUGUUUCUAUAGAAUUUGAUGUUUUGUGUGAGUUAUAUGAUGUAGUGGAUUCUGAUAAGAAAUUGUUAUUAAUUUUGGUAUAUCUAAGAUGAUAUAACUUCAACUAAAAUUAACUAGUUUUGUCAUUUUUAUUGAAAGUUUUUAAUGCAAAAUCGAAUUUAAACAGAUCCGAAGCAAUUUUCAUUGACGAAGAUAUGGUGAAACAGAGCUUUAAAAGUAGGAUGGAGAAAAGGGCAUGAGAAAAGAGAUGAAGAAGAGAGAGAUGUUCAAUUCCUGCGAAAUUUCCAGAAGAAGAAAACCAAACACAAAAACCCUAAACAAGAUAGGCUCUUCAACAGGAGACAUAACGGCCAAGUACACACAAUCUCUUAUAAGAACAAGCAAUGUCAGUCCUUGCACAACAUUUUUAACCACCAAAACUCUUUUAUUUAUUCCUUCUUCUUUGCAUAACUUGCAUAUAAUCCUCAAAAACAAAACACCAACCACCAAGAACGUUGUACUAGACCAUCCUCGGUAAGAGACAAUCUUCCCUCCCACUAUUAAUGGCUCUUUCCUGCAUAUACAAGACUUGCAGACUCCAGAGAAAGUAGAUGUGACCAGAGCAUCGAAUCCUGUAUAAUAGGGGAGAAUCACAGCGUCUAAGUAAAGACUAGCGUGGAGAAUACCAGAGAUAGUAGAGGCUUCGAAGAAGACAAAACUCGCUUCUUUUUCGAUAUUGUUCUCAAAUAAAAGCACUGAGAGCUGAACAAGCUGUAGUAUCGCAGGUCCAAAGAUGGAAAUUGGGAAAAGGGUAUUGAUCCUUUGACCUUUUGCAAGAAUCAAGAUGAUCAAAGGAAGAGAGAUUGGACCAGAAGGAAGUAAGUACCUUCUUGCUUUGUCAUCAUCACCAUCAUCAUCAUUUUCUCUUCUUCUUCUUGAUAUUACCUUCCUUACGACAACAAUUAGCGUCGUCAAAUAAGUAACCGUAACGAAGAAGAAAACUAGAACGUCGGUGAUUUGAGGGUAGUCGCCGGCAUA
Molecule: messenger RNA, 3878 nt
Organism: Arabidopsis thaliana (thale cress)
Lineage: Eukaryota; Viridiplantae; Streptophyta; Magnoliopsida; Brassicales; Brassicaceae
Product: Nucleoporin interacting component (Nup93/Nic96-like) family protein
Exons: 16
Coding region: 107-2692 (861 amino acids)
Cellular component (GO): nuclear pore; nuclear envelope
Molecular function (GO): structural constituent of nuclear pore
Source: RefSeq, marked reviewed